This is a messenger RNA of Pyrenophora tritici-repentis Pt-1C-BFP, 1145 nucleotides long. The record is from RefSeq and is a predicted model, not a curated record. NCBI's taxonomy places the organism in Eukaryota, Fungi, Ascomycota, Dothideomycetes, Pleosporales, Pleosporaceae.
GACUGGCGCCUCUGCAACACUCCAUCACCCUGCCAUAUUCUCCAAACGCCCAAAAAUAAUAUACAAUGGGUCGCGAACUCCAGAAGAAGAAGAACAAGUCUUCCAUCCCCAAGAAGCGCCAGAAUGGCCCGUCCAAGAAGAAGAUUCUGCAGAACCCCAUCAUAGCCAAGCACUGGAACCAGAAAGAAACUCUAUCGCAAAACUACCGCCGUCUCGGUCUCACAGCACGCCUCAACCACGCAACGGGUGGUACCGAGAAGACGAUUGCCCUGCUCGGCCUCAACGACGCAAAUUCCUCGCGCGCCGACAUAGCCGCUGGUAGCACCGCCGAUGCCCUGAACAUCGUAUCCAAAGCCAAAAAGCCCGAGAACAUCCCCACUGAGGAGAUCGAAGUCGAGCGCGACCCCGAGACCGGUGCCAUUCUCCGCGUAACAGGCACCCUAGAGAAGAAGGACAACCCACUCAACGACCCGCUCGUCGAGAUCGAGAAUGAAGACGAGGACAUAGAAUGGAAUGGUUUCGCCAUGGUGCCCGAGCAAAGGGGUGGCGAAACAGAGAACCCAGUCAUCAGAGAACUAGAACAGGCGGCGUUGAACGGUGCGAAGAAGGCUCCCCGAGGCCAGAGUCAGCGUGAGCAAGAGUGGGUUGAGCGCUUGGUUGCCAAGUAUGGGGACGACUAUGCCAAGAUGGCACGGGAUCGCAAACUCAACCCUAUGCAACAAACGGCUGCGGACAUCAGGAAACGAGUUACCAAGUGGCAGAAAUUACAAGGAAAGCCAUGGACAGGAUAGGCGGAUGAGGCAUAAGAAGCGGCGUUUUGGAGUUUUCGGUGCAUGAGUCACUCAAAACUAGCUCGAACUAUCUACUUACAUACAGUAUCUUACGGCUUACCAGCGAUGAUCGUCUUCGGUAGCUAUCUCAAUCUUUGCCAAUUCUGGUAUCGGCACCUCACUUUCUUCCAAACACAUCACAGGUAUCAUUUCACAUGCGUUCCAGGACAAGUAGUGGUGUGUGGUCUGUAUUGUUGGACGUCAUUCUCUUUUUUGCUGUACCCGCGCGCCCACCGCCUAUCAUCCUAGACAUAGCUAUGAAUUUCGGUAUAAGAAAGCACAUCAAAUCCAAGAUGGCGGCAUGCCUUUACCUAC